This is a messenger RNA of Rhododendron vialii, 1137 nucleotides long. RefSeq names its product adenylylsulfatase HINT3. Lineage: Eukaryota; Viridiplantae; Streptophyta; Magnoliopsida; Ericales; Ericaceae. Gene Ontology annotation, molecular function: adenylylsulfatase activity. The transcript is spliced from 7 exons. The record is from RefSeq and is a predicted model, not a curated record. The coding region runs from base 259 to 861 and encodes 200 amino acids. Gene Ontology annotation, biological process: sulfur compound metabolic process; purine ribonucleotide metabolic process.
AGUAUCCAUGUGCGAAAACCCGACACGUUCGGUGAAUUAUAUCCCAUCCCGUGGAUAAACAAGCAGCCGGCCAGCCAAUCAUCACUAUAAUCCAACGGCCGGCCGUAAACAGCGAAAACCCCUUUGUCCGCCAUAACCACCAAUCAUCGAACCCAUUUUCCGACCACACACCUAGUAGUCCCCUCCCUAACCAUGGCCAUGGCAACACCCCCCAAGAACACCAAACCCAUUAUUAUCCCACACAACGGCUUCUGUUAGAUGGAGGCACGACGUCGUCUCGCCCUUCUCUCUUCCCACCUCCGCCCAACAACCACCGGUUCCCCCACUUCGCCCGUUUCGGCUUCGAAUUGUGCUUUGGCUUCGGUUUGUGAAAAGGGUAAUCAGGAGAGGGAUUGUGUUUUCUGCAGAAUCAUUCGAGGCGAGUCUCCAGCUUUGAAGCUUUAUGAAGAUGACGUAUGCCUAUGCAUAUUGGAUACAAAUCCAGUGAGUCGUGGGCAUUCUCUUAUUAUACCAAAGUCACAUUUUCCAUGCCUGCAAGCAACUCCUCCACCUGUAAUUGGAGCCAUGUGCUCAAAAGUACCUUUUAUCAGCAAUGCAGUUGUCAAAGCUACCGGUUGUGAUUCAUACAACUUGCUGGUCAACAAUGGUGCGGCUGCAGGCCAAGUUAUAUUUCACACUCACCUCCAUAUAAUUCCUCGCAAAGCACGGGAUUGUUUGUGGGCUUCUGAGAGCUUGCCGAGGCAUCCUUUGAAGUUAGACCACGAAACUUCCCAACUUGCUGAUCGAAUUCGGAAAGAAUUAUUGUUCUUCAACAGCUCCAAAGAUGAUGAGGGUCAAGGAUCUACUCUAUCGACGAACUAAAUCACCGAUGCCCAUUUGUAGACUAUUGUAACAUCUGCGAAUUACAUACAGAGCUACUUUUUUUUUUUUCUUUUUUUCUUUCCUCUUUCAGGAUUAUAGUACUCAACUUGUUCUUGGUUGGUUUGCUUUAUAAGAUGGUUCAAUUACCCCCAAAAAAAAAAAUUGCGGAAAUUUUGCUGUAUUUGCUUGAGAGGAUGUUAUAGUUUUCCAUGUUUGGACAAUACUCCUAUUUAAACUGUUGCUUGCGAUUGAGCCAUUUGCAGUACUUGGAAGGAA